Molecule: messenger RNA, 7432 nt
Organism: Heteronotia binoei (common prickly gecko)
Lineage: Eukaryota; Metazoa; Chordata; Lepidosauria; Squamata; Gekkonidae
Gene: SNX13
Product: sorting nexin 13
Exons: 26
Coding region: 423-3314 (963 amino acids)
Biological process (GO): positive regulation of GTPase activity
Cellular component (GO): early endosome
Molecular function (GO): phosphatidylinositol binding
Source: RefSeq, a predicted model, not a curated record
CCCUCCGCCAGCCUUUCUUUCACCCCCUCAGUUAACGCGAGGAGCCCGUUUACCGGGGGAGGAACCCAAACCGGAGAAGGCGUUACAGCGGCACGAAGGAGGGGCAGAGCGAGCCAGUAGGAGGGGGCGGGCGGCCGAAGCGGCCGGGCCUGCCCGGCUUCUCACCGCCCCAUUGGGCGGACGAGCCGGGGAGAGCAGCGGCGUCGGCGUCUCACGUAGCCUUCUCAAGAUGGCCGCCUCUCCUGAGCGACCUGCGGAGGCGGCUGUUGUGGGAUUGGCGAUACGGAGGGAGCGCUGAGGAGCCAGACAGACAGCCGGCUCCGUGCGCCUUGCGGCGGCGAGAGCCGAUCUUGUGGGCUGCUGCGGCUGUGCACGAGCCCACCAUGCGGCGGGGCUAGAGCCGGAGGCUUCCACCGCCUGUAAUGAUGUUAGCUGAGACCAGUCUUUCCAUAUGGGGAUGGGGAAGCCUCGUCAUCGUGCUUUUUUUAAUAAAGUUUGGACCGUUUAUUAUAUUUUACAUCUUCUGCUUUGUUGGUGGGGGAUUUGUGGUAACAUUUUUGUUUGGAAAAACCAGUUCAGAGAAGUACCUUGAACAGUGUGAGCACUCCUUCCUUCCUCCAACAUCAUUUGGCAUUACUAAAUGCAUAGAUGAAAUGAAACAAGAAAGCAAAUCCAUUAAAAUUGAUAGAAGGCUGACCGGUGCCUAUAUAAUUGAUGAACCUCUACAGCAAGUUAUUCAGUUUUCUCUGAGAGACUAUGUACAGUAUUGGUAUUACACACUAAGUGAUGAUGAUUCCUUUCUUGUUGAAAUCAGGAAGACUCUUCAAAAUGCACUAAUUAAAUUUUCUACUAGGUCAAAAGAAAUAGAUUGGCUGCCUUAUUUUGCUACUCGACUUGUAGAUGAUUUUGGCACCCAUCUCAGAAUAUUCAGAAAAGCUCAACAAAGGAUAACAGAAAAAGAUGAAAAAAUGAAAGCGGAGGAUCUUGUAGAUACCUUUUUUGAAGUUGAGGUUGAAAUGGAGAAGGAAGUCUGUCGUGAUCUAGUCUGCACAUCUCCCAAAGAUGAAGAAGGGUUCCUAAGGGAUUUAUGUGAAGUUUUACUGUAUUUAUUGCUACCUCCUGGAGACUUCCAGAACAAGAUCAUGAGAUAUUUUGUCAGGGAAAUCAUUGCUCGAGGAAUUCUUCUUCCAUUAAUAAAUCAGCUCAGUGAUCCUGAUUAUAUUAAUCAGUAUGUCAUAUGGAUGAUCCGUGAUUCCGUUUGCAGCUAUGAGGCCUUUAUGAACAUUAUUAAACUGAGUGACAAUGUAGGGGAGCUGGAAGCAGUAAGGGAUAAAGCAGUGGAAGAAUUGCAGUAUCUUCGAUCUUUAGAUACAGCUGGAGAUGAUAUCAACAAUAUUAAAAAUCAAAUAAAUAGCUUAUUGUUUGUGAAGAAAGUGUGUGAUUCAAGAAUACUGAGAUUGCAGACAGGAAAAGAAAUAGAUACUGUGAAACUGGCUGUAAAAUGUGGAAAACUUUGCACAGUCCCUCUGGACAACAUUCUAGUACACAAUAUUGCACUACAAUUUUUUAUGGAUUACAUGCAGCAGGUGGGAGGCCAAGCGCAUCUCUUCUUCUGGAUGACAGUAGAAGGAUAUAGGGUUACAGCACAGCAGCAGCUAGCUGUGCUAUCAAGCCCUAAGAAAGAUGGAAGGCAUCAGACAACUCAAACCAAAGACCUGUUACGAACAGCUGCAGUUGGAGUUUAUGACCAGUAUUUGUCAGAGAAGGCAUCACCAAGAGUUAAUAUUGAUGACGCCUUGGUAGCAAAGCUGGCAGAAAAACUGAAUCAUGAGGACCCAACCCCAGAAAUAUUUGAUGAGGUUCAAAGAAAGGUAUAUGAGUUGAUGCUACGGGAUGAGAGAUUCUACCCUUCAUUCAAACAGCAUGUAUUGUAUGUACGAAUGCUUGCUGAACUAGAUAUGCUGAAAGAUCCUAGCUUCAGAGGAUCAGAUGAUGGUGAAGGAGAAUCAUUUAAUGGGUCUCCUACAGGAAGCAUUAACUUGUCAUUAGAUGACCUUUCAAAUGUGUCUUCUGAUGAGUUUGUACAACUGCGUGCAUGUAUUUCAGAUACCGUCUUUGCUGACUGUGACCCAUAUGCCAUGGCAGGAGUUUGUAAUGAUCAUGGCAAGACAUAUGCGCUGUAUGCUAUCACUGUUCGUCGUCGAACUCCAAAUGGUGAAGAAGUGUGGAAAACAUACCGUCGCUACAGUGAUUUCCAUGACUUCCACAUGAGGAUUACUGAACAGUUUGAAAACCUAGCAAGUAUAUUAAAGCUUCCUGGCAAAAAAACAUUCAAUAACAUGGACAGGGAAUUUUUAGAAAGAAGGAAGAAAGAUUUAAAUACAUACUUGCAGCUUUUGCUAACUCCUGAAACGAUGAAAGCUUCCCCAGGUUUAGCACACUGUGUAUAUGACUUUUUGGAGAAUAAGGCCUACAAUAAAGGAAAAGGAGAUUUUGCUCGGAAGAUGGACACAUUUGUAAACCCACUGCGUAAUUCUAUGAGAAAUGUUUCAAAUGCUGUCAAGUCCCUCCCUGACAGCUUGACAGAGGGGAUGACUAAAAUGUCAGACAACAUGGGCAAAAUAUCAGAAAGAUUGGGACAAGACAUAAAGCAAUCCUUUUUCAAGGAGUCUCCUUUAAUGCAGAAGACAUAUGUUGAUCCUGAACACAGCCGUGUUGGAGCACAACUUGAGGACGUUGUGGAUGACACGAUCCCCCUUAGAAUAAUGCUGCUACUCAUGGAUGAAGUCUUUGAUCUGAAGGAGAGGAAUCAGUGGUUACGAAGAAAUAUUAAAAACUUACUACAGCAGCUUAUUAGAGCGAUGCAUGGAGACACACUAAACAAAAAAAUAGUUGAUCACGUUGAUUGGAUGACCUCUCCUGAACAAGUCGCAGAUGCAGUGAAACGGUUCAGAGAUGCCUUUUGGCCCAAUGGCAUUUUAGCUGAAGCUGUUCCACGUAGAGACAAAGCCAUCAGAAUGCGAACAAGAAUAGCUGGGAAAACAAAAUUGCUUGGAAUAAUGCCAGAUGAAUUGAAGCAUAUCCUUGGGGCUGAGACAACAAGAAAGGGCAUUCUCCGUGUCUUUGAAAUGUUCCAGCACACCCAGCUCAACAAGAGGAUGGUAUAUGUCUUUCUGGAGGGCUUUUUGGAAACUUUAUUUCCAAUGUAUAAAUUCCGUGAGCUCUUCAACAAACUGCAUUCACGUUCCAAGCAGAUGCAACGAUACAAGCAUAGACCACAAUCUACACAAGCGCCUUCUUUACAAAAAAGGUGACACUCCAAACUAUGAUGCUGGUGUCCACUUGCCCUGGUCCUGGGCAAAUUCUCUGGGGCUUAAAACUCUCAUGCUGUUAUUUCUGCACCAGUCUUUUAGUGUCACAUAUUAGAUUAUUAAUACAUCCAUAAGAAAUGUGGUUCUCCUCAUCCUUCAUCUAUAACGCAGCCACUAUGCCAUGAACUGGGUUCAUGUGUCUUAAAUGAUCUGGUGCAUUGUCAUGCAACACUGAGAAGCAUACUAGCCUGUUCUAUGAGAACAUCUGUUCCUUCCACUCCUGACAGAAUUGAUGAUUGCCAGCAAUGAAAAAAUGCUAGACUGUCCACUGGGAGAUAAGUAAAGCACAACUUAUGGUGAUAGCAAUGGAGGACUUGACUGCUUCGCUUGCAACUGGGAGAUUGUGCAAUGUGAGAAUCAGGUGUGAUUUGAUUUGCAUUAUGACUAUUGAUGCUUUGUUAAGUCUUGAUCAGCAGCUCUGGACAAAUUGACCUCACAGGAAGUCUUUUGGAGCAGCUGGUUUUGAGAAAUGUUGUUAUCCCAAAAAACUACACUUGCUAAAUGAAAGCUGUGAAAUUGUGGCACAAAAUCCCUAUUAAUGAUCCCCUUUCUGGAUUUAGAAAAUAAACUAAAUAAACUGUCUUGGUUGGGUUUAUUAUUCAGUGGGGAAGGGCAGAAGUAUAGGGAAAAUAAACAGUGGUAUGGAUUAGCAUCUUUAUAUGCAAUCUGUAUAUAAUUUUAAAAGAAAAGAUUCAUAAUAACCACCAACUAAAGGAAUGGGUGGAUCUCUAGAAAAAAGGGGUGUUUUAAAAAAAGGGGAGAAGCAAAUUAUAAUUCCUUUGAGAACCUGUUUCAAAAGGACUGUACUGUAUGCCAUUUAAAGUCACCCUAAGAUACCACACCUCGUGGAAAACUACUAAAAUGACUUAGUUUCUUACUGACAUGAAAGUCUUCUGGACUUCAUUGAACAGUCAUAUGCAAACAAUUGCAAAUUCCUGAAUGCACCAUUGUGUAUAUAUGAAAAUAAGAGACACAACUACAAUAUUUUUUUAAAUAACUAUCUUUUUUAUUUUUUUGCAUAAUGUAAAAUUUUAAUAAAUAAAACCUCUUCUACACAAAAAGCCCCGUCUACUUUCCUCUUUCCUUCUAAACAUAAUGUCUAAUUGAGAAUGAAGUAAUAAUUGACUGCACUUGCUUAGCCUUAAUUUAUCUUGGACUUAGCAUCUCCUUUUCUGACUCUUCUUGAGCACGUUCAACAAGCAAGAAAUUAUUAGAUACUGGUUAUAAACCUCUGACUAUCCUGUUACAUAGCUGAAAGUGCAAACAUCUGCAAUAAGAAGCAUGUAAUACUCUCAUAUUAAGCACAUUUCUUGGAAGAAACUUAAUUUCUAUCAAAGGACUUACUUCCAAGCUAUGUUAUUCUAGUGGGGGUGUAAAUUCAGUACUUAAAGAUCUUUGAACUGAGAUCCUUAUGUAGUAAUUUAAAAGUCAGAAGAAAAUAGUUCAAACCUUGGAGGAGAAAAGGGAAGGUCCAGUGAGGUGUACCCAAAAAGGGCAUCUGUUUGAGGCCUGAAUAAGCAGGUCUCCUAUUUCCUUCUUGUCACCCUACUUGGACCCUCUCUGUACUAUGACAUCUGCUUCAAGGUGGCCAUGCUGUAAUAGAAAUAUUUUGCCAUCAUUAUUACAGCAUGUAUGUAUUCAAGUGCAUUUUUCUUCAUAUCUACAAACUGUAUGUGUAAUCUCUUAAACCAGUAAAAGGAGAGCUAAGAUAACAUGUGAAGUAUCAUUGCUCUGGUCUGUCAUUCUCCAGGUUCUUAGGUGAAGGUUGCAAUUAAAAUGUUAACAAAUGUUCUCUGGGCUUAAUUAGACAUGAUCUGUGAUCAGAAUAGUCCACUUACUUUUGAAAAUGUAAGCUGCUGCAUGGGACUGCUAAUUCGAUCAGGAAAGUGACCUUACAAGGGGGUUUUCAUCCUUUUUUCCUCUGUCUUCACUUCAGAAUUACCCCUAAGCUGUCUGUCUUCCUCCCACAGGGCUAAUAGCAACUGCGGGAGGAGGCAGUGAUUUACAGAGGGAAACACCACGAAAGCAAAAGUUGAUGCCACUCACAUUUUUGGUUUCUUGAUCAAAUUAAAGCAUGAUGUAAUUGCUUAGAAGUGUUUAGAAAGAGAAGAAGAGCUAUCCAAGUCUAUUUUGACCCUCAUGCUCAUAUUUCCAACGUUUUUGGUGGCUCACAUCUUGGUCUGUGGCCUAGUUCUCAUAGGAUGAUAAACCUGUCCUAGGACUGAACCACUUCAGACAGAAUUGAUGCCUCACAAACAAGAAAUCGUUCCACAUAGUAAAACUGACAGUUAAGUCCUAGCUUUUUACUUGAAUGCUAGUUUUCUAUGUGCAGGGAUUCUUUUUUUCUUAUAUGGCAAGCAUUGAACAUAUAUAAAUGUGAAGCUGCCUUAUACUGUCACAAUAUCGACCCAGCUGGCUCAAUAUUGUCUCCUCUGACUGCCAGCUGUUCUCAGGCAGAAAAAAAGACUUUCCCAGCAUCUGUUACCUAAGGUCCUGUAAGUGAAGAUGCCAGGGAUUGAAUCCAGGACUUUCUGUAUGCAAGCCAUGUGCUUUUCUUUUGUGCCACACGUGAGUCUGAAGUGAUUCAUCCCAGUAACAGAUUUAAUACUGUAUUGAGAAUAAGGUCAACAUCACUUCUUGGGGCCAAAUUACAUGUUACACAAGUUCAGAGCUCCUGCAACUGCUUUUGAGUCCAAAUAAAGAUGUCAGGAGACUGCUUCCCAGAUCUGCUUUAAGAUGUAUUUUGGCCCCUGAUGUCUGCAUGUUCUUCUAGCCCAGUUAAUGUCUAGCAUGGCAAAACACUGUAGUCUACAUGGAAUAUUGGAUACCAAAAGCAUGGUGGGUGUAUAUAAAUAAUAGCAGAACCCUAGCAUUUGACAUUUCAAAUCCUUGAUUUUUUAAAAAUUAAUACAUUAAUACUCAGUUUAGUUUACAGUACUUCAAAAUGAGGAUGAUAAGUCAAUUAAACAUGUAGUGCCUCUUAUCUGUAGGCAUUUAUAUUAGGCUACAGAUUCAUACUCAACUGUUGAAUUUUUAAAGUUGGUUCAGUAUCUAUAGAAUCUUGAACUGUGUGAAUGGAGCAUCAUGCUGUAUCACUUCAUUUAAUGCGUUUUCUACAUAUAAAGGUCUCAUCAUCCAUAUUUAAGUUCAGAGUGUGUCUGUAGGCAGGAUCCAUCCGUAAUGUCUCUCCCUGAUUAACUGUUGUGUAUAGUUCACAUGUUGUCCUUGCACAUUAUAUCAGUUGUGUUUGUGUCAUUUACACCUUUCAAAGUCCCCCUAAAAUUGAUUGUGUAUAUGUCUAUGCCAGGUACGUCCUGGUAUAUAAUUGCUGUGACCAGCCUCUGAAAAUAAAUGUGCCAUUGUCCAACAAAAUGCACUUACUUUAGCCUUAAUUAAAAGAAAAUGAACCAUAAAGAUGGAAUAUUUCACAUGGGUCAUCAUGAAACUUUGCUGCUGGUGUUUGUUAAAACUAAAAAUGAUUAACUUUAAAUGCUACCAGAAUGUGUACCAGUCGGAUUUUUUAAAAGUAAAAUAUGGAUUCCACAAUCUCAGUUUUAAUUUUAGUGCAAUAUUUUCAUGUAAUGCAUGUGUAUUUGAAUAACUGUAUACAAAAAGAAGCUUUUUUAAAAAAGGUUUUGAGAUAAAAGGUAAACUGUCUUAACCAACAACGUAUAUUCUGUUAUUGCUGCUGUGUUGGCUUAUUUAAGGACUUGUUUUAAAAGUCUGGUUGUCACUCCUUGUAAAUCCCUUCUUACCUGUGCUCAAAUGAGCAUGGUUCUUACAUUACAAGGAGAAAAUCUAAAGAGCACAUUUAAUAUAGCUGUUAAUAAAUGACUUGUGCAUAUCAUUGUACAGUAUGUGUCAACUGUGUGCCUAAUGGUUCUAUUGAUAUCCCCCCUUUUCUUUAGCAAAGAAUGAAAACAAAUUUGAAUGGCAAGGUCGGGGUUGUUUUUUUUCCAUCCUGAACAACUAAGAACUCUUAAGUUUUUCCUUUGGAGUUUGCAUUAUGUUUUGUUCAAUAGAGAAAGCUCAGAAAAAAUACACUAAUAAAGUAUUAACAA